Messenger RNA from Physeter macrocephalus (sperm whale), 2551 nucleotides. Its product is annotated as histone-lysine N-methyltransferase NSD3-like. The coding region runs from base 458 to 2395 and encodes 645 amino acids. The record is from RefSeq and is a predicted model, not a curated record. NCBI's taxonomy places the organism in Eukaryota, Metazoa, Chordata, Mammalia, Artiodactyla, Physeteridae. The transcript has 10 exons.
CGGAGGGGGACUGUCCACUGGUCGCCGCGGAGAGGCGUGCGAGGCCGAGUCGAGCCCCGACGACCCUGCUGCCCCGGCCCGGCCGCCAGCCACGGGCUGGUCUCUGGCAGCUGCAGCUGCGCGGCGACCCCCAUCCCUCCGGCUCCGCUGCCCACCCCACCGCCCGCAGUCUUCCUCCUCUUGCUGCACGCCCGGCCCGGCCUGGCCGUGGCCCUCCUCGGUGCCGGCCGCCAUGGCAGAGGCGUCCGGCGCGGGGGAAAUCUAGCCCGGGGAUUUCAUGCGGCCUAGCUUGGUUCCGCCUCCUGCCCCCGCGGCCCCGGCGGCUGCCUGCACCCCAGCCCUACUCCGGGCCUCCGUGUGUCUCCUGUGAUCGUACUGACACGGCCGGGGGGUUAGAAUGGAACAAAGUGAAGGCCCGAUGAGAGAAAGGGAAAGUUAAGGAUGCUGGAGCAGAACAAUGGAUUUCUCUUUCUCUUUCAUGCAAGGGAUCAUGGGAAACACAAUUCAGCAACCACCUCAACUCAUUGACUCCGCCAACAUCCGUCAGGAGGAUGCCUUUGAUAACAACAGUGACAUUGUUGAAGAUGGUGGCCAGACACCAUACGAAGCUACCUUGCAGCAAGGCUUUCAGUACCCACCUACAACAGAAGAUCUUCCUCCACUCACGAAUGGCUACCCAUCAUCGAUCAGCAUGUACGAAACUCAAACCAAAUACCAGUCCUAUAAUCAGUAUCCCAAUGGGUCGGCCAAUGGCUUUGGUGCAGUUAGAAACUUUAGCCCCACUGACUAUUACCAUUCAGAAAUUCCAAACACAAGACCACAUGAAAUUCUGGAAAAACCUUCUCCUCCACAGCCACCACCUCCUCCUUCAGUACCACAGACUGUGAUUCCAAAGAAGACUGGCUCACCUGAAAUUAAACUAAAAAUAACCAAAACUAUCCAGAAUGGCAGGGAAUUGUUUGAGUCUUCCCUUUGUGGAGACCUUUUAAAUGAAGUACAGGCAAGUGAGCACACAAAGUCAAAGCAUGAAAGCAGAAAAGAAAAGAGGAAAAAAAGCAACAAGCAUGAUUCAUCUAGAUCUGAAGAGCGCAAGUCACACAAAAUCCCCAAAUUAGAACCAGAGGAACAAAAUAGACCAAAUGAGAGGGUUGACACUGUAUCAGAAAAACCAAGAGAAGAUCCAGUACUGAAAGAGGAGCUCCCGGUUCAGCCGAUGUUACCUUCUGUUCCAACAACAGAAGUGUCCGCUGGUGUUAAGUUCCAGGUUGGCGAUCUUGUUUGGUCUAAGGUGGGAACCUAUCCUUGGUGGCCUUGUAUGGUUUCAAGUGAUCCCCAGCUCGAGGUUCACACCAAAAUUAACACAAGAGGUGCCCGGGAAUAUCACGUCCAGUUUUUUAGCAACCAGCCAGAGAGGGCGUGGGUUCACGAAAAGCGGGUCCGAGAGUACAAAGGUCACAAACAGUAUGAAGAACUACUGGCCGAGGCGACCAGACAAGCCAGCAAUCACUCGGAGAAACAGAAGAUUCGGAAACCCCGGCCUCAGAGAGAACGUGCUCAGUGGGAUAUCGGCAUUGCCCACGCAGAGAAAGCGUUGAAAAUGAGCCGGGAGGAAAGAAUCGAACAGUAUACUUUUAUCUACAUUGAUAAACAGCCUGAGGAGGCUUUAUCCCAAGCAAAAAAGAAUGUUGCCUCCAAAGCCGAAGUUAAAAAAACCCGAAGGCCAAGAUCAGUGCUGAAUACUCAGCCAGAACAGACCAGUGCAGGCGAGACGGCCUCCUCACUAUCAGGUACUGAAAUUCGGAGACACAGCCAGAGGCGGCACACGAGCGUGGAAGAGGACGAACCACCUCCCGUUAAAGUAGCCUGGAAAACGGCAGCUGCGAGGAAAUCCUUACCAGCUUCCAUCACAAUGCACAAAGGGAGCCUGGAUCUGCAGAAGUGUAACAUGUCUCCAGUUGUGAAAAUUGAACAAGUGUUCGCUCUUCAGAAUGCUACAGGAGAUGGGAAAUUUAUCGAUCAGUUUGUUUAUUCAACGAAGGGAAUUGGUAACAAAACAGAAAUAAGUGUCAGGGGACAAGACAGACUUAUAAUUUCUACACCAAACCAGAGGAAUGAAAAGGCAACUCAGAAUAUGUCAUCUCCUGAAACAACAUCUGGUCCUGCAGGCUCAGUAGAAAAGAAGCAACAGAGAAGAUCCAUUAGAACCCGUUCCGAAUCAGAGAAAUCCACUGAGGUCGUGCCAAAGAAGAAGAUCAAAAAGGAGCAGGUUGAAACAGUUCCUCAGGCUACAGUGAAGACUGGAUUACAAAAAGGGUCGGCGGACCGGGGAGUGCAGGGCUCUGUCAGAUUCAGUGACAGCUCCGUCUCCGCAGCGAGUGAGGAAACUGUGGACUGAGAUUCCUGUACAAUUUCAUCCCAGAAACUCCAGACUUGUAGUCUCCAUGCAAGAUUUCUUUGUCGGCGGCUCGAUAAACAGUUUCUUUGUUUUCAAUUUUGAUUUUGCCAAUCAUCAUUAUUGGCAUUUUCCUGCCUGGUUUCUUUUUCAAGACUC